Molecule: messenger RNA, 1809 nt
Organism: Gaeumannomyces tritici R3-111a-1
Lineage: Eukaryota; Fungi; Ascomycota; Sordariomycetes; Magnaporthales; Magnaporthaceae
Exons: 3
Coding region: 1-1809 (602 amino acids)
Source: RefSeq, a predicted model, not a curated record
AUGGUAGAUCAGUGUUCUGAGUUCCUAGCAUAUGGGGAGCCCGAAGAUACGAUUUACGCCACCUGCCAGCUUCAUACUAUCUCGCUCAUCGACAAAAGUCCACCUUUCUUUGCAGCCCUGUCAUACGUCUGGGGAGACGCCUCGGUCACCAGAACGAUACUAUUGAACGGCCUUAGGCGUAACGUUACCCUGAACCUGGCAGAAGCCUUGAGGCGUCUUUCAUCGAUUGCGCGAGAAGCAGAAUUCGUCGAGGCCGGCGAGUUUCGGGUCUGGGCAGACGCGGUGUGCAUCAACCAGGACAACCUCGACGAAAGAGGCCAGCAGGUCGCGAUGAUGAGCGACUUCAUCCCGCUGGCUAUGGAUACAAUGCGGACCCUGGCCGAGUCUCUUUCCUGGAGCAUAAGAAGGGAAAAUAAAUCCGCGGAAUGGCUGCAGCAGCGACCAGGCCUUCAUGCACACGAUCUGCCACGCGAAGACCGAGCUUUGAUCCCCAAUGCCUGCUGGAAGGCGCUGGAGGAUUUUACGAGACUGCGUUACUGGACUCGUAUGUGGAUCUUCCAGGAAAUCGUCCUUUCCAAGAGGCUAUCCUUCAUAUGUCAAACGGGCUCGCCCAUGGCCAAGGAGCAACUCUGCGACGGCCUGCUCGGUUUGCAGAUGUUGGGCGAGUGGUGGGAGGAGCAAUCCCAGUGUCCACUGUUCUGCCCCCAGUCCAUAUGGCUAAAGUUCAAGCAGUCGGCCCCUGUAAUCGCCAGAUGGGCGCAUGGUCAGAUCAGCCCGCCCAUAUUCUUGGAACACAGACCGGGUGGCGUCGGCGACGAUGAAAGGGCCAGGUUUAUCAGGUGCAUUCACAGUGCCUUUUUAGAUCCGCGCGACUAUUACUACAGCCUGAUGGGCGCCAUUGACCUCCCGCUCCGGCCGAGCUACCAAAGCACCAAGCUGGUCGAGCACGUGUGCGUCGACUUUGCCAGGACCUACAUGGAGCAGACACGCCACACCUACACCGUACUCCAUAUUCUACACGACGCUGCCGGUGCCAGGGAGCAUGAGCGCAACCCGAACAUCCCCUCGUGGGUGCCGGCGCUGCAUCUGGCCUCACGGCGCCGUCUGAGAAAGUUCGUCUACGUCUCGUUCGCCUCAUUCGCCGCACACGGCGUUUUUGACAACCCAAACCGACCCGAGUGGCCCUCGCCUGAGGUACACGGGACGAUCUUGCGGAUGCCCGGCGUGCGCGUGGACUCCCUGAGCCUGUGCCAGAACCAUCUGAACAGGUUUCUCAGUGAACAUGUCCGAGGGUUCCUCGCCAGCCAGGUCCGGCGCCAUGGCCGCCUGUAUCUGAAGAUGGACGGAGCCAUCCCCGUGGAGAGGGCCUUCCUGGCCACGCUGUUGCAAAAUGCUGAUUGCUGCGACCCGGCCCUCGACCCCUCACCCGGGGUGCGUAUAUACGGUGAUAGUUUCCGAGGGUGGCUAGAGCUGAUGGAGGGCUACGCCGCUGGCGAGGCUUUGCCUAGGCUCGAGGAUGGAGACAUGCCUAACGAGCUGCGGUCUAAACUCCUGGUUGAGCUCGAGAAAAAUCAGACGGGCUGCGUUUUCGAGACGCGUCAGGGAUAUUUCGGCACCGGUCCUCCUGACGCCCGUUUGGGAGACGAGCUCUGCAUUCUCCAGGGAUUUGAGCGCCUGGUGCUCCUUCGGCCAAGUGGGGACCAGCACAUCUUUGUGGGCACCUGUUUUGUGCUUGGUCUCAUGCUGGGCGAGGCUAAGCGGUUGGUGGACAGUGGACAUGCGACGCACCGGACCUUCGAGCUAGUGUGA